Branchiostoma belcheri (Belcher's lancelet) is the source of this 2675-nucleotide messenger RNA. RefSeq lists its product as uncharacterized. Gene Ontology annotation, molecular function: protein binding. NCBI's taxonomy places the organism in Eukaryota, Metazoa, Chordata, Leptocardii, Amphioxiformes, Branchiostomatidae. The transcript is spliced from 22 exons. The coding region runs from base 21 to 2675 and encodes 884 amino acids. The record is from RefSeq and is a predicted model, not a curated record.
AGCGCUCUCACAGAUGUAAGAUGGCGUUGGGAGAGAAACUCCUGGUUUUGGCAACCCUGCUGACUGCUGGGGCGAGGGCAGACCACCUGAGUGACUUCUUCUUACGUCACCACCGCUCCAUUUCCGGUCAUAACGUGAAGACGUACUGCGGGGUGGACCCAGAAUACUGUGCGCGCCACUGUAAGAUCGACUCCGGCUACAACUGUCGGUCUUUCGACUAUAACACCGGAAGCAGGUGCUGCUAUAUGAAUGACGAAAGUUCGGCGACGGCUCCAACAAACUACGUCAGAACUAUCGGGACGGAUUACUACGAGAUAAAAGCAGGUCGUGCGCUGGACUUGUACACGUUCACGGCCGACAGACGACUGCAGGGCGUGGCGAACAUCAUCAAGUGCGGAAUGAGAGCCGAGGACUGCGCGCAGUGGUGCAUGAAGGAAAAGUCCUUCACCUGCAUGUCGUUUGACUACGAUAAAGAGUUUACGUGCUGCUACCUGAGCGAGGAGACACGUCACACCAUGUCGGCAAACAACUUCGUCUCCUCGUCCUCUCAUGACUACUACGAGUUCAGAUCCGGAGCGGCCACAGGUUACUUUGACGUCGCGCACGGCCACAGUCUGACCAACAAUAACGACUUGAUCCUGUGUGAGAUCGAGCCUGAAGGCUGCGCGCUCAGAUGUCUCCAGGAGACCGGCUUCCAAUGCAAGUCUUUCGACUACGCCACAUCCUGGAGGUGUUGCUACCUCAGCGCGCAGGACAAGACCACCCAGUCGUCUAACUACCAGGUCACCGGAGGGCAGGACUACUACCAGUACUUACCAGGGAACCGUUGGCGUGAUGACGGUAGGUGCGGUUCGAGUUGGUCUGCUGACCUGGCGAGUCCUGCGGAGUGCGACCCGUACGGAGAGUACUGCUGCUCCGGGUCAAGGUGCCAACAGGGGACGUGUACAAGCGGGACGGACUACCGUGGGUGGAGCAGGUGUGGAGAGAGGAUGUGCAGCUGUAACACUCACACCAGAACCAUGACCUGCUCCGGAAGGACCGUCCGAGAAAUCGACUUCUUCAUCCCCAGGAACACAAGGAACCUAGAUCUGAGUGGCAACAUGCUGACAAGUGUUUCAGUAUCUGCCUUGGCCAGACUGACCGAACUCCAAACUCUGAACCUGCGAGCCAACAGGAUCUCUUCCCUGCCGUUUGACGUGUUUGAGGACUUGUCCAGCGUCCAGACCAUAAACCUUCAGAGUAAUCAGUUCAACGAACUUGACCUGGGACAGUUCAUGGAUCUGCCUGCUCUUCGCAACCUAUACAUGGACUCGGGCACGAACCUGAAGUUCAGCUGGGGAUACCUGCCGGAGGUGUACCCGAACCACGGCGUGUCCUGUCCGUUUAACGACUGCUACAGCCCUUGUGGGGAUCCUCACUACCUCAACGGGCCGCAGGACUGGAGCCGCCUGCAAACUGAUCUGGUUAUCAAGAAGCUGUACUUUGAUCUGGCCGACCUGUUCUACCUGGUGAGUGACGUCACACGGAGCGUCACCAUCUAUGCCCACACUGUGGUGGCGUCUGUAGGCGUCAGUUUCGACUUUGACCUGACCAUCCACACGCAGAUGUUCUGGACCAACACAGACGCCGACCUGACCUUCAAAUUACCCAGCGGGCACCACACCGGUCCCAUGAUCACUUGCGGCGACCUGGACGACAGUUUCAGACAGAUCAACAUCAACGUCGGCAACAAGCUGAAGAUCAACAUCGUGACGAACGAGUCGUUCGCGAUGCCGUACCCGUGCAGCGACAGGCGCAGUACCGCCCUCGCCCUCCAGGCCGACUCCGACCAGAUGGCCAUCACUGUGCAGUGUGCGCGUCUGCUGGCUCAGGACUUUAACCUGGGCGACCUGCGGAGCCAGCCGAUGCGGAUGGUGGACUGGGUGAUCUCCCAGGGCCGGGCAGCGGGGGACCCGGUACAGAGCGAGGCCGUAACAAUCAAAUACGAGCUCAUGGUGUCGGCUAGAGGCGCCCGUUAUGUGCCGUACCUGUCUAAAUCUGUCUAUGUGAUGAUGCUGGACGACUAUUAUAGGGAGGUACGUGUUUGUUUGUUUGUUUGUUUGUUUUACGAGCUCAUGGUGUCGGCUAGAGGCGCCCGUUAUGUCCCGUACCUGUCUAAAUCCGUCUAUGUCAUGAUGCUGGACGACUACUACAGGGAGGCCAACGUGUUCCGAGACGAAUACAACCGGGCCCUGGACCGCACGGAGUCGGUUGACAUUCGUCUGGAGGCCGCUAGGCGGCUCCUGGCCAAGCAGAACGACAUCAUCCAGCUGCAGGAGCACGACCUGCAGGACAUGGAGACCGAGCUCAACGUCGCCAAGGAAACCAGAAGGCAGAUGAAGGCCAGACUGGACGAGUCCAACACGGAGCUGGACCAGGCUAAGAUCGACUUUGAGCGCGGCAUAGAGCAGUAUCAGGAGCAGCAGGCAGCUCAGGCGGCGUUUGGUUUCAUCGGAGCCGUGUUCGGGAUAUUCAUCGGAGUGAUACAGAUCGGCCUGGGUGAUGUAGCCGGCGGAGUGAAUUCUAUCGUGGGCAGCACCAUCGACAUCGCGGACACCAUCACAGCCAUCGGCCUGGGUGAUGUAGCCGGCGGAGUGAGUUCCAUCGCGGACCUCACCAUGUACCAUCCUCAUUGA